AUGAUGUCAGAUGUGUAUCUUGAAAUGUUACGUUCUUUCGCACAACCUUCAUUUCAAAGUUAUUUGGAAUAGAUGGAGGGGGAACUGAAUGAUUAUAUUGACAUAUUGAGAAUUAAUUGA
Messenger RNA from Paramecium octaurelia, 120 nucleotides. Lineage: Eukaryota; Ciliophora; Oligohymenophorea; Peniculida; Parameciidae. The record is from the annotation of a GenBank genome assembly.